Brettanomyces bruxellensis is the source of this 1803-nucleotide messenger RNA. RefSeq lists its product as uncharacterized. Gene Ontology annotation, molecular function: heme binding; peroxidase activity. The record is from RefSeq and is a predicted model, not a curated record. The coding region runs from base 1 to 1803 and encodes 600 amino acids. The transcript has a single exon. Gene Ontology annotation, biological process: response to reactive oxygen species; cellular response to oxidative stress; hydrogen peroxide catabolic process. Lineage: Eukaryota; Fungi; Ascomycota; Pichiomycetes; Pichiales; Pichiaceae.
AUGGGUACAUUAAUAAAGGUAUAUGAAAGAAUAACCAAUCUGGUGAAACCUUUGGGAAAAUUUGUGUUGAUUCCUUUGGCAACUGUUAGAACUGUGAGGCAAUUCACAGAUUAUUUAUUCUACAGUAUUUUUAUCUCACUCUAUGUUUUUUUUAAGCAAGCAAUCAUUCAUGAACAGGAUGAAGAUUCAUUGCCAUUCACUGAUUUGGUACACGAAUAUCAACUUCAUUAUCGUGAUGAAUUGAUUGAGAGGCAUUUAGAUCAUGUUGAACAGGAGUUUUUAAACUCGUUUGACAUUCCGUCUUCGUUUAGCGAUAUAUUCAAAAAAAUCUCCUUCAGAGUGGACUAUUAUUAUGAUAGAUAUAUCAUCCAUGUCUUUGAACUUAGCUUUGGAAAGAAUUAUAAAUAUGGAAGUGAGAGCCAUAAUCCACUUUCAAUUGUUGAUGAUCUUUCCAUUAACGAUGAAAACUUAAAUGUUAAGCCAAAGUUUUAUGCAGUUAAUAAUGAUUCUGAGUCAAAUAGUAUUCAUAACAUUCAUAGGCCAGAAUCAAAAGCAUUUGAACCAAAGCCAUAUUUAAUGAAAGGAGGCUCGUUAAGACAAACGCAUCCGACUGAUCAACUAGUAUCCCAAAAUGUUCAGGGUAAAUUCUCAAAGCCAAGUUCACCGUUAAAACCAGCUCUUACUGACUUGUUCGAAAAACCCAGAUCAAAUGAUGCUGUUCCAACUACACCAGUAUCAAAUACUUCAGCAGCAUCAUCACCAACUCCAACCGCUACCACCGAAAGUGUUAUCAGUGCAGCUGAAAAUUUUCAUAUUCGAACACCCACGAUUCAACGCUCGAUUGUUGAGAAAACCAAAGCAUUUGCCGUUAAAAAAGACAACCACUCAAAAGGAAGCCAUCGAAAAGAGGGCAGCAGAAAUGUAUUUUAUAAAAUCAAAAUUCGGAGAAAAGGUAGGUCACAGAUUGACCCCACAUACGGAAAUUACGAGUUGGUGAGGCAAAGAAUUAAGAAUUGCCUUGUUCAGCCAUCUUACAAACCGGAUGGUAAUAUUGGUCCAAAUAUGAUUCGUUUUACAUGGCAUUGCUGCGCACAUUAUGAUAGAGAAACAGGAACUGGGGGUUGCAGUGGUGGUACAAUGAGAUUUGCCCAGGAAUUUAACGAUAAUGGUAACACUGGUUUGAAUACUGCAAAAUCUUACCUUGACCAAAUACAUGAGGAAUUCCCUUGGGUUAGUUUUGCUGAUUUGUACAGCUUGGGUGGAGUUGCCGCAGUUGAGGGUAUGGGAGGACCUAGAAUUGAGUGGAAGCCAGGAAGAACAGAUUGUCUAGAUGCAAAAAAAGUUCCUCCUAUGGGGCGUCUUCCAAUUGCAACCUUAGGUUCCGACCAUAUAAGAGAAGUCUUUACAAAACGGUUGGGUUUUGAGGAUAAAGAAACGGUUGCUUUAAUAGGUGGAGGCCAUUCACUAGGUGGAUGUCAUGCAAAAUUUAGUGGCUUUAAUGGCAUAUGGUCAAAAAAGCCGUUUAGAUUUGAUAACGAUUUUUUCAAAGUCCUUUUAAAUGAGAAGUGGUCCAUAGGUGUGGUUCCUCAGACAGGAAUCGAGCAGUACUAUAAUGAAGAUAAGAGCUUGAUGAUGCUAAACACAGAUAUGGAAAUGAUCAGGGAUCCCGAAUUCAAGAAGUGGACUGAAAUAUAUGCGAAAGAUGAGCAGUUCUUCUUUGAACAAUUUGCUGCUGCCUAUGCCAAGUUAGUCGAACUUGGUGUGAUCCGUGAUGAUGAUGGAAUUCAACGGGUGAAAAUGUAA